AUGCCCGGGGGAAAGAGAGGGCUGGUGGCACCGCAGAACACUUUCCUGGAGAACAUUGUCCGGCGUUCGAGCGAGACCAGCUUCCUCCUGGGAAACGCCCAGAUCGUGGAGUGGCCCGUAGUUUACAGCAAUGACGGAUUCUGCAAGCUGUCAGGCUUCCACCGGGCCGAGGUCAUGCAGAAGAGCAGCACCUGCAGCUUCAUGUACGGAGAGCUGACGGACAAGAAGAGCAUCGACAAAGUCCGGCAGACGUUCGACAACUACGAGUCCAACUGCUUCGAGGUCCUGCUCUACAGGAAGAACCGAAGUCCCGUGUGGUUCUACAUGCAAGUGGCUCCCAUCAGGAACGAGAACGACAAGGUGGUUCUGUUCCUCUGCACCUUCAAGGACAUCACCGUCUUCAAGCAGCCCAUCGAGGACGAGACCACUAAAGGAUGGACCAAGUUCGCGCGGCUGACCCGGGCGCUGACCAACAACCGCAACACGCUGCAGCAGCUGGCGCCCAUCAGCCAUCACGAGGUCAGCCACAAGCAGUCCAGACUGGUAGAGGUGCUGCAGCUCAACUCCGACAUCCUCCCUCAGUACAAGCAGGAGGCCCCGAAGACGCCGCCGCACAUCAUCCUUCACUACUGCACCUUCAAGACCACGUGGGACUGGGUCAUCCUCAUCCUCACCUUCUACACGGCCAUCAUGGUGCCCUACAACGUCUCCUUCAAGACCAAGCAGAACAACAUCGUGUGGCUGGUGCUGGACAGCGUGGUGGACGUCAUCUUCCUGGUGGACAUCGUCCUCAACUUCCACACCACCUUCGUGGGGCCCGGUGGAGAAGUCAUCUCCGAUCCCAAGCUCAUCCGCAUGAACUACCUGAAGACGUGGUUCGUCAUCGACCUGCUGUCCUGCCUGCCCUACGACAUCAUCAACGCCUUCGAGAACGUGGAUGAGUUUAUGGAUUGUUCUCUGGUUCUGUUCCUGGCGUCUGCAGGCAGCUCCAAAAGAGACGGAGCCGACGCCGAGGAAAAGGUCUCCCCGGGCAUCAGCAGUCUGUUCAGCUCUCUGAAGGUGGUCCGCCUGCUGCGCCUGGGCCGGGUGGCCAGGAAGCUGGACCACUACCUGGAGUACGGAGCUGCCGUCCUGGUGCUGCUGGUCUGUGUGUUCGGACUGGUGGCCCACUGGCUCGCCUGCAUCUGGUACAGCAUCGGGGACUACGAGGUCAUCGACGAGGCCACCAACACCAUCAAGACAGACAGCUGGCUCUACCAGCUCGCCCUCAGCAUCGGGUCGCCCUACCGCUACAACGCCAGUGGCUCGGGCCAGUGGGAGGGCGGCCCCGGGAAGGACUCGCUCUACAUCACCUCCCUGUACUUCACCAUGACCAGCCUGACCACCAUCGGCUUCGGGAACAUCGCGCCCACCACGGACGGAGAGAAGAUCUUCUCCGUGGCCAUGAUGAUGGUGGGAUCCCUGCUCUACGCCACCAUCUUUGGGAACGUGACCACCAUCUUCCAGCAGAUGUACGCCAACACCAACCGCUACCACGAGAUGCUGAACAACGUGCGGGACUUCCUGAAGCUCUACCAGGUUCCCACGGGCCUGAGCGAGCGCGUCAUGGACUACAUCGUCUCCACCUGGUCCAUGUCCAAGGGCAUCGACACGGAGAAGGUCUUGUCCAUUUGUCCCAAGGACAUGCGAGCCGACAUCUGUGUCCAUCUCAACAGGAAGGUGUUCAACGAACAUCCAGCGUUCCGAUUGGCCAGCGACGGCUGCCUGCGCUCGCUGGCCGUGGAGUUCCAGACCAUCCACUGCGCCCCCGGAGACCUGAUCUUCCACGCCGGGGAGAGCGUGGACACGCUGUGCUUCGUGGUGUCCGGGUCGCUGGAGGUCAUCCAGGACGACGAGGUCAUCGCCAUCUUAGGUAAAGGUGACGUGUUCGGGGACGUCUUCUGGAAGGAGACGACCCUGGCACACGCGUGUGCUAACGUCCGAGCGCUGACCUACUGCGACCUCCACGUCAUCAAGAGGGAGGCGCUGCUCAAGGUGCUGGAGUUCUACACGGCCUUCGCCAACUCCUUCUCCCGCAACCUCUUCCUCACCUGCAACCUGCGCAAGAGGAUCAUUUUCCGCAAGAUCAGUGACGUGAAGAAGGAGGAAGAGGAGCGGCAGCGGGCGAAGAACGAGGUGCAGCUCACCAUCCCGCAGGACCACCCGGUGCGCAAGCUCUUCCAGAAGUUCAAGCAGCAGAAGGAGCUCCGCAGCCAGGGGGCGCCGGCCGCCUCGCAGCUGGACCUGGAGAAGAACCAGCUGCAAGUGGAGCAGCACCAGCACCUGCACCCCCACAGCCUGCAGCUCGGCCACUCCGGCCUGCAGCACUCCCUGCCGCUCAGCCUCCAGCGCCCCCCCGCCUCCAUGCAGAACGGGGCGCCGCUCAGCAGCAGCGUGCUGACGGUGUCGCAGGUCACGCCCAUGCACAGCUCCCUGGCCUACAGCCAUCCCGGUGAACCUGUCGCCAAGCAGAACAACCGUGACAUCAUGGAGCUGCAGCCCAGCGCCGCCGCCGGGGAACCGGCCGUCAGGCUCAAGGUCUCCUCCAGUCCGGUUCUGGCCAAACCGGGCCCGAGGGCCACCGGCUGGAUGCGCCUGAAAAACAACAUGGCCCCGGUGGAGGCCCGGAGGGAGGGGCUCAACAACAACCUGAAGGCUGUUUCUGUGGAGAUGUUGUCUCAGGAGGGCAAAGGUCAGGAGGCACGGGGGGGUGGAGAUGUAGAGGAGGGCGGGGUGUCCAGUAACAACCCGCUCCGCAAGACGGACUCCUGCGACAGCGGCAUCACCAAGAGUGAGCUGCGGAUCGACCGGGCGGGGGAGGCGCGCACGCCGGCGGCGGUCACCCCGCUCCUCCACAGCCCUCUCCCUGGAGGGGCGGGGCCUCCUCACCCGUUCUGCCCCAUCCCGGAGCAGGCCCUGCAGGCGGCGCUGCACGAGACCCGGCUGCAGCUCCGGGAGGACAUCCGGUCCCUGGGGGGGCGUCUGGGCGCCCUGGAGAGCCAGGUCGCUGAGAUCCUCAAGUUGCUGUUGGACAAGCGCCGGCCGUCCACGGGGCCGCCGCCCGCCUCCGCCACGCCUAAAACCAAAAUACUACGUCAGGACAUUUUCACCGUUUCCAGGCCGGUUUCUCCCGACUCGGAGAAGGACGAGGCGCUCUGAA
This is a messenger RNA of Platichthys flesus (European flounder), 3199 nucleotides long. RefSeq names its product potassium voltage-gated channel, subfamily H (eag-related), member 5b (gene kcnh5b). The record is from RefSeq and is a predicted model, not a curated record. Gene Ontology annotation, biological process: potassium ion transmembrane transport; regulation of membrane potential. The transcript has 16 exons. NCBI's taxonomy places the organism in Eukaryota, Metazoa, Chordata, Actinopteri, Pleuronectiformes, Pleuronectidae. Gene Ontology annotation, molecular function: voltage-gated potassium channel activity. Gene Ontology annotation, cellular component: membrane. Bases 1 to 3198 code for a protein of 1065 amino acids.